This is a messenger RNA of Kazachstania africana CBS 2517, 1263 nucleotides long. RefSeq names its product Pet494p (gene PET494). The record is from RefSeq and is a predicted model, not a curated record. Lineage: Eukaryota; Fungi; Ascomycota; Saccharomycetes; Saccharomycetales; Saccharomycetaceae. Bases 1 to 1263 code for a protein of 420 amino acids. The transcript has a single exon.
AUGUCAACCAAGUACACUUUAUGUCGAUUUAAAUGUAUACGAUUUUAUAUGAGGGGACGACCGGGUAUGAGGCCGAAUGGACUAUUGCCUAACUACAAACCAAAUUUAACUCAGACUCUUUGGCGAUAUUUCAAUGCACCAGGAAACGUAAUGUUUGUCACCACGAAUGUAAUCACUUUGAUUGGAUUAAUUACAUAUACUACAUUAGCGCAUAAUGGGGGUUCUUUUGAUCUUGGUGAUGAAGAAAUUAUGGUAAACCGACAUUUAGAUCAGCUAAAUCAUAAGAGGCAGCUUUUACAAAUUGAAAAAUUAGAGACUUUGAAAAGACAAUUAUUGCAACAAUUGCAAAGGAAACAGCUUGAACUGGUAGCUACCGAUAGUCCACUGGAACCAUACAUCGCAAAAUCGGUCUCGAUGGACGAAGCUGGUAAAAUGGAUUCAUUCAAUCCGUUACUUUGUAAAAUAUCAUUGUUCCAUAUGAUAUACGCCUAUCAGCUUUAUCAAGAUGUGAUUUCUGAACCAUACAGUAAGAAGAAAAAUGGUUUUAGGGAAUGGUUUCAUCAUAUUAGUAUUAUGAAACAUAAUAAUUCUCAAAUCAUGAACAAAGGGAUAACUCUAAAAUCAAAUCUUAAUCAAUUUUAUAAAAUCUGGAAAUCUGAUUGUUCGAAAUUAUUUCAGGAUCUAACCAAAGUGGAUCACUUUAAGUUCCCUAAUUGGCAAAAGUGUCCGAAUAAAAGUUUUCAACUGUUAUGUCGGGAGUUAUAUGACAAUGAGUUGAAUAGUAUCGAUGAUUUUGCACGAUUUUAUGGCAACGUACGCUCGAGAAAUUUUAAAAAAUUGAUCAGAUAUUGGAUUUACGACAAUUCGAGCCUACUCAAAAAGAGCACAAAAAGUCAGGAAUCAUUAUUUAAUACAUUGUUGAUAGAAUCGAAUGAUGAUACAGAAUUGUUCAAUAAAUACUUAUCUAUCAUAAUAAAUCCGGAGAAUAAGAGAAGGAAGUUUUUUUUCAAAAACGAUUCCAUAGAGUUAGACACACUGCUGAACGCAUUACAAGGCUGUAUCCAACAAGCUCAUUUCCAUGACUGUAAUACCGAACUUGUAAGAAUAAUGCACAUACUUAAAAAUAACGGAUAUAUCGAUAAGUACAAGAAGGUACGAAUUUCUUUAGCUGGCAAAAGCAAACCACCACUUGAGUCCGAAUAUUAUGAAUCUUUAAGUGAAAAUAAAAGGCUACUGUGGCUACUAUCGUCAAUACCGAGAUAA